Molecule: messenger RNA, 1047 nt
Organism: Neofelis nebulosa (Clouded leopard)
Lineage: Eukaryota; Metazoa; Chordata; Mammalia; Carnivora; Felidae
Gene: PERCC1
Product: proline and glutamate rich with coiled coil 1
Exons: 2
Coding region: 280-1044 (254 amino acids)
Source: RefSeq, a predicted model, not a curated record
GGGUGUGAGCCAGCUGGGCCUGCGGCAAACACUCCACGGUCCCCGGGCAGGUUGAGGCUCCCCCCGCGGGGCCCUGGUUGCCGGGCGCUAAAGCAAACGGGCUCUAUUUGCCCAGUCUGCGAUGACAAUGCAGUCGCCAAAUAUUUGCCAGCCCGGCCGGCCUCGGAGUCCAGCUAUAAAUGCUGGAACCCAGGUGGAGGCGGGCCCGCCCCGCGGGAGCUGCAGGCCUCCAGCUGCACCUGCUGCCCCAGAGGCCCCAGAAGCUCGGGCCUUGAGGAGAUGGCCGCAGGCGUGAUCCGGCCUCUUUGCGACUUCCGGCUGCCCCUGCCCACCCACGGGCCCUUCCUGCCCUCAGACCCGGAGCCCCAAGAGACUUCUGAGGAGGAGGAGGAGGAGGGGGAGGAGGGGGAGGAGGAGCUGGAGGGGGCGGGGCCAGAGGGCCGCAGCCCAGCCCCCCAGGCCUCAGGCUGGGCCCCAGAAGCAGCCCCCCGGGGUCCCAGCAGCCCCGAGAACCCCCUUCAGCUGCUGCGCUUCUCCGAGCUCAUCAGUGGCGACAUCCAGCGGUACUUUGGCCGCAAGGACAGGGGGCAGGACCCGGACACCCGUGACAUCCGUGAGGACGACAGCCCAGCCCAGGGCCUCCGCUGUGCUGACCUGGUGAACCGGGCUCCGGGUGGGCCCCCCGGUGGCGAGGAGGCUAUGGAGCCCGGUGUCCUCUCCCCGAGGGGUCCCGAGGGGCAGGCACGCGGGCUGGGGCCCCUGGCCGAGCUCUUUGACUACGGGCUGCGGCAGUAUUCAGGGCCCGGGGCCCCAGCCGGCCGCCGGCUACGGCUGGAGCGCAAGUACGGCCACAUCGUCCCCAUGACCCAGAGGAAGCUGCCGGUCUCCUUCUGGGAGGAGCCGGCGCCCGGCCCCCUGGGCCUGCUCCGCCCCGGCACGCCCGACUUCAGCGACCUGCUGGCCAGCUGGUCUGCGGAGACCGGCCCCGAACUGCCCGGCGGAGGCCCCCAGACCCUGGAUGGGGUGCAGCUGGCCGAGGCCUAGCGA